Molecule: messenger RNA, 3865 nt
Organism: Xiphophorus maculatus (southern platyfish)
Lineage: Eukaryota; Metazoa; Chordata; Actinopteri; Cyprinodontiformes; Poeciliidae
Gene: csf2rb
Product: cytokine receptor common subunit beta-like
Exons: 15
Coding region: 601-2700 (699 amino acids)
Biological process (GO): immunoglobulin mediated immune response; cytokine-mediated signaling pathway
Cellular component (GO): external side of plasma membrane
Molecular function (GO): protein binding; cytokine receptor activity
Source: RefSeq, a predicted model, not a curated record
AGUCAGUGUAGCUGGUAAUAUCUCCUGAAUGUAAACAUAUGGUAGCACAUCCUGGCAGAGUUUCAGUUGCGUGUGGCGUGAGCCACAUAAAGGACAUAACGCUGCUAUCUCAAAGAAAUGCGGUCGGUGGUUGUUUGUUUUUACUCACGGUUAUCUUAAAAGUCUUGCAGAUUGCAAUCUAUAAUCUACCGCAUGCUUGUGCACCGACAAAACGGGUAAGCGGCAUCCCAGAGUAACGCAUCAGGCGUUGGUUUGCUUCGAUGCGCUCCGAGGUUUUAGGGUUUUCAGGCGUCUCCUCAGCAAAACAACUGAUUGUGCCUUAAAGGCGAGCUGACGUCGAGAGUCGGUCUGGGCAGAAAGGGGAAACUGAAGCAGUCGCACAGGAAACUCCCACAGAGUUCUCGUCAGCGUUCAUACGGAGCCGUCAGACGAGAAGGAAGGAGUGAUGACUGUCGGACAAAAGGAAAGGCGCUCCUCAAACAGAAAAACCAAGUAAUUGGCCUCACCUCUAAGGCAAGAGCGCCUUGAUGAUGUGGAGGAAACGCCGCUGAUGUGGAUCAUUAAAAAGAAAAGAAACGAGGCUCCGUGAACCCUGAAGGGAUGGCUCUCCUCCUGGUCUUGAUGUGGUUGGUUCUCCCGAAUCGGGCUCUCCUCUCUGGUCUGGAUCACUGCGGCGUUCAUGACGGCAGCAGCUCAAACAACAUGUCGCCUUGGCUGCAGUCCUUGCAAUGCCACAAUGACUACAAGACCCAUGUGGACUGCAAAUGGAAGGCACCGACAAACACGACUCUGCAGGUCUGGCUGAGGGGAAACGAUGGCAGCAGUGAGCUCUGUGUGCCUUUUAAAGACGAAACAACAACCGAGGAUGGAGUUGUCCAGUGCAGAUAUAAAACUCUUGUGCUUGGCAUGGGAAUCCGCCAUACUGUCUUCUUCACGAACAACCAGACAACAAGCUUCUGCUCGUCUUCCAAUCACACAUCUCUGGAUCUUGUUCGGCGCCUGAGGGCACGUCCGCCUGGGGGUCUGACUGCGUCUGAGGAAAGCGAUGGCAGCUGCUGGCUGAAGUGGUCCAGUCCGUAUCCUCCAUCGUCCUCCCUGAACCAGAACCUCUCGUAUCAGCUCAGCUUCAGGACGCAGGACGAGGACGGCUGGACUACUGAGGCUGUCGCAGACACCAGCGUGAGACUGGAGAGGCAGAAGCUGCUUCCCGGCCGUAGAUACGAAGCCAGAGUGAGAGCCCGGGCCGGCGUGGGUCGGUGGAGCGAAUGGAGUCCUGUGGCGAGCUGGAAAACUGGAGAUGACCUCGGGCAGGUUCCGUCUCUGGACUGUGUUCUGGAUGGAGAGAAGGAAGUGACGUGUAGCUGGGAGGUGAGCAGAGAGCUGGCUUAUCUCGUCACCUACCAGCUGACCUGUCGACACGACCCGACAGCACGGUUUGAGGGAUGUUGCAUGAACCCAGCUGUGAGUUCUGACCCCGGAGGGACAGAAGUGAGGUACAGCUGCCCUCUCACCGAUGUGGACCCUGAACGUCUGCAGCUGAAGCUCCAGCCGGCACACAACGCUAAGACCUUUCAAGCGUACAAACACAUCCGUACCAAUUCACCAGUGCAGGUGAAAGUGAGGGAGAAUAACGGUGACUGGGUUGUGGAGUGGUCUCCACCAGCUGAGGCAGCUACAGAGCUGUUGUACCAGGUCUGGUAUUACAGGACCACAGAUCAGGGAUCCACGGAGCUGCUGAACAUUUCCGAGGGGUCCACACGGGUGAGCAUCCUGGGAACAUCCCUCGUGCCGCUCCAGGACUACGAGGUGAAAGUGAGGUCACUGGUUGCCCCUGGAGAAGGUUCCACCUACGAGGGAAUCCCCUCAGAAUGGUCUGAACCUGCGAACUGGACCUCAAAUAAAGCCACCUGGUCCGUCUCCACACUGAUUUAUUUCUUCUGUGGCGUGAUUGCAGCCGCGCUCUUUCUGACUCUGUACCACACUAUCCCAGUUUGCCGGAAGGAAGUUGUGAUGUGGGUGGACUCAGUUCCCUCUCCAGGCAAAAGCAAGAGCCUGUCUGAGAUCAAGUCUUCCUCGUCCCCGACCCUCGUGCAGAGCGAGAAGACGUCCAUUUGUAGCGUGCAGCACCUCGACCGCGUAUCGACCUGCUCCACAGAAGCUUUGCUUUGGCCGACCAAGAGCACUGAGACGACGGGCGGCGACCAGAGCAGGAGUUGCUGGAACUGUGAUAACCUCCCCUCCCCUCUUGAUAACGCUCACGACUCGGACACGUCGUCCAUGAGCUUCAGCGGGCCAUACAUCUUUUGUCAGGGAUCAGGACAAAUGUCAAUGGAGGUCCAGCAAGAAGAAGUCCGCGAAACUAAAUCGGAUGAAGCCGUGCCUCUCUUCCCGGCGCCAUGUCCUCUUCGCGAUGGAGAUUACGUGUGUCUUCCCAACCGCACUCUCUCAAGGUCCACAGAGGACCUCACCUCCCACAGCAGCUCAGGCCCAAAAUGGUACCACAGUCCUGAGCAGGACCAGCAGCACCUGAACGCCACACUGCGGCCUGUUCAGUCUGGCAGCCGGUCCGGCUUCGGAGAACCAGCGGUGAGAAGUCAACCGCCUGAUUACACUGCAGGGCCGCUCCCCUCUUGGCCUCAAGGGGGCGCUAACUCGGGAUACUGCCAGCUCCCAGCAGCCUUCACGGUACCGCCAAAAUGAACAGCUGCAUGCAAGAAACAAAACAACAAGGCAGGAUCAAUCAGUAAUUGACUUUUUGUAAGCUUCUACUUUAUUAUAAGCUCCUCAAGCUGUUAGAGGGAGAAAAAAAAAUCUUGUUGUCGUUGCACAUAUUUUAUAUUGCCUUUACUGAUUUUAAUUUAGUAAUAUGCAACCAAACAUUUAACAGGGUAAAUAAAGUGUUUUUAUAUCUACAAAUAUUCCAGGAAGAAUAUUUAUAUAUAUUUUUUUUAUUAAUGUUUAUCUUCAGCAUGAUUUUCUUUAAACAAGCUGCCACUAUGUGUAUUAAAGUGCUUUUCAUAAUUAUCCAAAAAAAAGAAAAGUGCCCUUACUGGCACUGACAAUUUUACCAAUUUAUUACCCCAUUUAAUGUGCAAUUAUAACAUGUAAAAUUUUGUCUUUUCCAUGAAACUGCUAAAGCAAAGAAACAGAAGGCGAGUUAAAGUCAGAACAUUGACGCUGUGACCUUUUUCACCAUUUUAUUUCCUGUACAGAGCAUUUUAAUUUCAAUAAAAGUUAAACUCACAUGCUAAUAAGACAAACUGGCAUAUUUACUGUCAAUACAGUCAUCAUUCAGAUCAUAAUCAGACAAACAAAAUGAAGUUGUUUCCGUGUCAGAAGUGAAGCCAUUUUAUUUCAGAUUAUUAUCUCUGGAGGCCUCAAAAAAAUGAAAGCUAUAGUUCUAUAAUGUUUUUGAAACAGGGGGAUGAUGUAUAUUUAAUAAAAAUUACGACAAGGGAAGUCUCUGAUCACAUUAUGUGAUGGUUACUCCUUUCCUGUUACUAGCUUCACCAUGUUAUCGCACAAAGUGGAAGUACAAAGAUAAAUUUGCUUAAUGGAAACACUCCAAUGUCAAAAACACAAGCUUUUUUUUUUUUUUUGCUAGGAUGAGGCGGCUUUUUUUUGACUCUAUCAGAAUUUGUGUAUAUCACAAAACUGCAACAGAAACCCUUUUUUCACAUCAUACAGGUGAUGUGACCAACAACACAAGGUUACUACAGGAGGAAAAGAUGAAGAUGACAGGAAGUGGAAGGAGAAUGACGGCGUCGCAUGUUUUUUAAUGACAUCAUGUGAAAAAACUAGUUAACCUUUGAUCUUAAAUCCGAAAUCGUGUUUCGGAUUCAAUAAAAAUACCGCAAUUGCGAAA